GAAAUUAUUAAUCUAAAUAUCAAUUAAAAUGUAAAUAGAGGAAAAUUUGCAUCAUGAUAAUAAAGAAGUUUACUUACCGGGAGAUUUAUUAUCUGAUGAACCUGGAUUUAUUAGUGGAACUAAUACUUAUGAAGAGUAAGGAAAAAUAUUCUCCAGCACAACAGGAACAAUUAAUUAAACAAACAAGUUAUCAAUACUCAAUUAAUUUUAGAUUGAUUAUGAUAAAGCCAAUUAAAUGUAGUUAUUAACCAUAAAUUGGUGAAAUUGUAAUAGGUUAAAUUGUUUAAAUUAGAGAUAAAAAAUGGAUUGUGAAUAUAGAUUCUAGUUCAGAAGCUACUCUUCAUUUGAAUUCUACUUAUUUACCUGAAUAAGUAAAAUAAUCUUUAAUUAUUAGAGACAAAAAACAGAGGAUGAUGAAAUGAAUAUGCGUUAAAUAUUUGCUGAAAAUGAUUUAAUCUGUGCAGAAAUUCAUUGUAAUUAUACUUAAUCAAUAUAUUUUAGCUAUUAAUAAUGAUAAAUCAAUUAACCUUCACACUAGAGGACUUAAGUAUGGUAAAAUUGAAAAUGGACUUCUUAGUAAGGUUAAUCAUUAUUUGAUUGUUAAAUAAAAAAGACAUUUUAUCAAGCUAAAUAACAAUGUUAAUAUGAUUUUAGGGCAUAAUGGAUAAAUAUUUUUAAGUAAUUAAGAUAGGACCACAAAUAAUUAGAAAGUAAUCUAUUGUUAAAAUUACACUGUUUAAUAAAGAAUUGAUAUUGCAAACACAGGAAAAGCGAUUAAAUUUUUAUAAUAACAUUAAUUUAAAAUCUCAUAAAUUAAUAUAGAGAAGGUUUUAAGUUACAUUUCAGAAAAAAAGCCUUAAAAUGAUUGGCUUACCUUAAUUGAAUAAUUCUUUUUAGAAUUAAAGUCAAAAUAAUAAUAAUAAGAUUAAUGA
This is a messenger RNA of Paramecium sonneborni, 932 nucleotides long. Lineage: Eukaryota; Ciliophora; Oligohymenophorea; Peniculida; Parameciidae. The record is from the annotation of a GenBank genome assembly.